GGCCCGUCUCUCGGGAUGUCUCCAUGCUCGAGAAAAUGAUGGAAACGGGCAUGAACGUGGCCCGCAUGAACUUCUCGCACGGCUCCCACGAGUACCACGCCGAGACCAUCGCCAACUGCAGACAGGCCGAGAAGAACUACAGCGAGAAACUCGGCUUCCCAUUUUCGCUGGCCAUCGCGCUCGACACCAAGGGGCCUGAGAUCAGAACUGGACUUUUGGAGGGUGGCGGCUCAGCCGAAGUAGAGCUAAAGAAGGGCGAGACCAUUAAGCUGUCAAUCGACCCCGCCCUCGCCGAGAAGGGCAACGGCAGCGCCGUGUUCAUCGACUACAAGAACAUUAUCAACGUGGUCAAACCCGGCAACCGCAUCUUUAUCGACGAUGGCCUGAUCUCCGUCAUCUGCCAGUCCGUUGCUGCUGAUGGGCUAGUCUGCAGUAUUGAGAACGGAGGUAUGCUGGGCUCAAGAAAGGGAGUGAACCUGCCCGGUCUCCCCGUGGACCUGCCCGCUGUGUCCGAAAAGGACAAGUCUGACCUCCUCUUCGGCGUAGAACAGGGCGUGGAUAUGAUUUUCGCCUCGUUCAUCCGCAACGGCGCGGCGCUGACCGAGAUCCGAGGCAUCCUUGGCGAGAAAGGCAGGAACAUUAAGAUAAUCUCCAAGAUUGAGAACCACCAGGGCAUGGUCAACCUCGACGAGAUCAUCGCUGCAUCAGACGGCAUCAUGGUGGCCCGCGGUGACCUAGGUAUCGAGAUCCCGCCGGAAAAGGUGUUCCUCGCACAGAAGACCAUGAUCUCCAGGUGCAACAGGGUCGGCAAGCCCGUGAUCUGCGCCACCCAGAUGCUCGAGUCCAUGGUUAAGAAGCCCCGGCCCACUCGCGCCGAGACUUCCGACGUGGCCAACGCCAUCCUCGACGGCGCCGACUGCGUCAUGCUGUCCGGGGAAACCGCCAAGGGGGAAUACCCCCUCGAGUGCGUACUGACGAUGGCCAAUAUCAGCAAGGAGGCUGAGGCUGCUAUAUGGCAUAAGCAGCUCUUCUCGGAGCUCGUCGCUCAGGUGUCGGCCCCCAUAGACCCCGCGCACUCCGUGGCCAUCGCGGCCGUGGAGGCGUCCACCAAGUGCCUCGCUUCCGCCAUCGUGGUGAUCACCACCAGCGGCCGCUCCGCGCACCUGCUCAGCAAGUACCGCCCGCGCUGCCCCAUCAUCGCCGUCACCCGCCAGCCGCAGACCGCGCGCCAGGCGCAUCUGUACCGCGGCGUGCUGCCCAUCGUGUACCAGGCCCCAGCGGCAAGCAACUGGCUGCAGGACGUGGACGACCGCGUGCAGACCGGCGUGAAGUUCGGCCGAGCGAGGGGCUUCAUCAACACCGGGGACCUCAUCGUGGUCGUCACCGGCUGGAAGCAGGGCUCCGGGUUCACCAACACCAUGCGCGUCGUGCAUGUGGAGUAAAGUGAAGAAAACAACUACAAAUAUACAUAUAUGCUAAGUAUUAGUACGGCGAACAGACGCGCUAGUGAUACAAAAACGGAUAUCUGUAAAAAUGUUUCUCGUAUAUAUAAUAUACAUUUAGUGUUAGGAUAAUGUUUUAUUUAUUUUGAAUACAUCGCAAGAGUAUUGUUGCGUGUUUGCGUAUGCUGAAUAAAAAUUUAAACAUGUAUCUAUGUUA
Molecule: messenger RNA, 1659 nt
Organism: Cydia amplana
Lineage: Eukaryota; Metazoa; Arthropoda; Insecta; Lepidoptera; Tortricidae
Product: pyruvate kinase-like
Exons: 9
Coding region: 24-1442 (472 amino acids)
Biological process (GO): glycolytic process
Cellular component (GO): cytoplasm
Molecular function (GO): pyruvate kinase activity; potassium ion binding; magnesium ion binding
Source: RefSeq, a predicted model, not a curated record